Molecule: messenger RNA, 2360 nt
Organism: Acanthoscelides obtectus
Lineage: Eukaryota; Metazoa; Arthropoda; Insecta; Coleoptera; Chrysomelidae
Source: the annotation of a GenBank genome assembly
UACAGACAGCGAAAGAUCAAAAGUCAAAAUUAAAAAGUUAAAAAGCAAAUAAAACAAAAAAGUAAGUUUCUUACGGUUUUUCAUAACGAUCGGGCGGUUGUAGUGUAUUGACUUCUCCAUUUUUAUCUUAUUUCUAGGAAAGGUGAUUUAUAUUUUGUAAAUCGUUAGUAUUUCGUUUUAACGGGUUAGAGGUUAGAUACGUUGAGCAAUCUAACCUCACUAUAGCGCUCUGGAACGUUCGUUCGUCGUAUUUUUCGAUAAGGGUUUUCUAACAAAACUGUUUUGUGAAUAGUAUAAUAAUUUUUGCAGCUGAAACGAUAACUCAACGUAACGAACCAUGGCAAUGAUGUUAGCAACUCGCUUAUGUAGCAGAGCAGUGCCUCUUCAAAAGUCUCUGCAGUUGAAACCUUUACAGUGUAAGAGCAUUGUCAGGACAUUAGCCGAUGACGGCAGAGAAGCGGCCGCUAGGGCUGCUAGACGACGUGUUACCCUCAAAGAAAGAGCCAUGGCACCAGCAGGAGAAACUGCUUUUAACAUUGGAAAAGGUGCUUUGGCAGGUGGCUCUGUACUUGGUAUAGGAGCAUUGUGUUACUAUGGUCUUGGAUUAGGACAUGAUGUGGGCGCUUUUGAAAAACAACACUUGUGGCCUCAGUAUGUUAAAGACCGUAUAAAGAGCACAUACUUGUAUUUUGGUGGAUCAAUUGCAAUUACAGCAGCCAGUGCUAUGGCAGCUAUCAGAUCACCUGCAAUUAUGAGUCUAGUCACAAGGAAUGGAAUCAUGGGUAUGGUGAUCAGCUUAGGUGCUAUAAUGGGUACAGGCAUCCUUUGCCAAAGCUUGGAGUAUAAGGAAGGCUUUGGUGCUAAGCAACUUGCUUGGAUCCUUCAUGCAGGCACAAUGGGUGCUAUACUAGCCCCCAUGUGUUUCCUAGGAGGGCCACUUCUCAUUAGGGCUGCCUGGUAUACAGCUGGAGUGGUGGGAGGGCUCAGCACAAUUGCUGUGUGUGCCCCUAGUGAGCAGUUCCUCUACAUGGGUGGCCCCUUGGCUAUGGGAUUGGGAGUAGUGUUUGUCUCUUCCAUUGGGUCUAUGUUCCUGCCUCCUACAACAGCACUUGGUGCUGGAUUGUACUCAAUCAGUUUGUAUGGUGGAUUGCUGCUCUUCUCUGCUUUCCUGUUACAUGAUACACAAAGGAUCAUUGCUCAGGCUGAGAGGUAUCCUACUUCUCCAGGAUUGUAUGGAGUCAAGCCAUAUGAUCCUAUCAAUGCGUAAGUAUAUUUUCAUUUGUAAAUAACCAAUUAUUUGGUAACCAAGUAAUUUAUGUGUGCACUUGAUUGAUUUUGGAACAUCUUAUAAUGCACCCUUUGUUUAUUGGACUGUAUACAAUGAAAAUGUAGAAAAAGGAGGCAUUACAUAGUAUUUUUGAAAAAAGAAGGGAUGUAUGGCAAAACGAAACAUUCUUUGUAUGUGCAAAUAUAUUUAGAAUUUCUUCUAAUUAAAACUGCAUAAAAACCAGUGUCGGAGAUAUAAUUGUUUAAAAGAGAACUCGCACACUUUAUACUCGUAGCGCAUUGCUUAUGCAGUAUAAUCAGAACGUGGUCCCACAAGUCCUCCAACUUCUUUUGGCUCAAAUGGUAUUCAACACGCCACUUUUUGCAAUACUCGACGCGAUGUCCCCUGUUAGCACAUCACUGCUAUCAGGGCAGUACUAGCUCAACUAUGGAGUAUGUACUAAUUGUAUAUGGCCUUGAUGUUUGGUUGACUUGACAUAUUUUUUUGUUAUACAUAUUAUAGCUCAAAGGGACUAACUUGAGCCGAAUCUAAUCCUUUAUGAACUGCUGCAAAAUUGUGGUGGGCCGUAUCAUACGGCCGUUACACAGAUUCCAUUGCACAAUUUUCUUUGAUAGCACUGGUUUAGGCCAGUUUUUUUAUACUGCAAAUGGGUCUUUUCUAUUUAAACAAGUUGCAGGCACAGAUGUUUGAUGCAUGUUGUACAAUAAGGUUCAGCCUCCCCUCAUUAAACCUUGUCUAUGCACGCCACUGAUUUUCAUCGUGUACUUCUGGUACUACCCAUGUUAGAUUCUUCUGUUUGCCUAAAACUACAACUACUAAUUGUGGCACCAAUCAUUUUGAGCAAAAUUCUUAUUUUACUUCUGGAAUUAUCUGCCUGUCUUUCUCAAAAUUCUUUAGCAUGUGGGAUGAAGUGAGCUCAAAAAAAAAUAUCACAAAUCGUUAGCAACCUCGGACACGAAGUAUGAGGAGGAUGACCAUAUACUUAAUUUCCUUUUCAUACAAUGUAAACAAAAAUGAAUAAGCCUGCAAAACCAGUGGAGCGCAUAGGAAAGGUUUAAAUAUGUUGUAAUGA